Ambispora leptoticha is the source of this 867-nucleotide messenger RNA. NCBI's taxonomy places the organism in Eukaryota, Fungi, Glomeromycota, Glomeromycetes, Archaeosporales, Ambisporaceae. The record is from the annotation of a GenBank genome assembly.
AUGACUACUAAAAACUUUAAUGCAAUCCUAAAUAAAGUGAAACAGUUAAUUCCGCCGCUUUCGCCUGAAUUUCAUAAAGGUCAAGCAGGUAGGAUCUGCGUGAUUGGUGGCUCAGAGGAAUAUACUGGUGCACCUUACUUUAGUGCAAUGUCCGCCUUGAAGAUUGGUGCCGAUUUGAGUAGUGUCGUAUGUGUGCCUGGAGCAGCUGUGCCCAUUAAGGUGGCAGACCUUUUUCCACGGAUGCAUGUAAUAGUUGUUGGUCCCGGCCUAUCGCGAGAUAAUCUUAUGCAAGAAUGCGCGCGAGGAAUUAUCACAAAAGCCAAAGAAAAAGAUUUAUCAAUAGUUCUUGACGCGGAUGCUUUAUUCCUCGUCCAAAACCAUCCUGACGUUAUCCAAAAUUAUAAAAAAGCAGUAUUGACACCGAAUGUUAACGAGUUUAAGCGGCUUUGUGAGGCAUUGAAUGUAGGAUUUGAUGAAAGUCAAAAAGGUGAAACUGCACAAAGAUUGAGUCAAGCUUUAGGUGGUGUGACCAUUGUUCAAAAGGGAAAAGUUGAUGUGAUUUCAGAUGGAGAGCAAAUACUUCAUUGUGAAGCCUCUGGCGGCUUAAAAAGAUGCGGGGGACAAGGAGAUCUUUUAUCUGGUAUCAUUUCCACAUUCUUGUCUUGGGGAAAAGCUUAUCAAGCAGGAUUAUGGGAACAUGAUCAAUCAAUUACUGCAUCCGAGAUACCGAUACUAGCUAGCUUCGCGGGUUGCAGUAUUGUGCGUGAAAGUUCGCGAGUUGCUUUUGAAAAAUUUGGCCGAGCAACUCAGACCUCGGAUAUCCUUAAAGAGCUUGGUUCAGUUUUUCGAAAAGAUUUUGAAAGGUAA